This is a messenger RNA of Mytilus californianus (California mussel), 1821 nucleotides long. Its product is annotated as COP9 signalosome complex subunit 2-like. The transcript is spliced from 13 exons. Bases 18 to 1343 code for a protein of 441 amino acids. Gene Ontology annotation, cellular component: COP9 signalosome. The record is from RefSeq and is a predicted model, not a curated record. NCBI's taxonomy places the organism in Eukaryota, Metazoa, Mollusca, Bivalvia, Mytilida, Mytilidae. Gene Ontology annotation, molecular function: protein binding. Gene Ontology annotation, biological process: protein deneddylation.
CUCAAUGAAAAAAAAAUAUGUCUGACGAUGAAUGCAUGUACGAUGACGACGAAGAAUAUGAUUUAGAAUAUUCUGAAGAAAGUAACUCUGAACCAGAUGUUGACUUAGAAAAUCAAUACUACAAUUCUAAAGCACAGAAAGAUGAUGACCCAAGGCAAGCCCUAGAAAGUUUUCAAAAGGUUUUAGAUUUGGAAGGAAAGGAUAAAGGAGAAUGGGGGUUCAAAGCUUUGAAACAGAUGAUAAAAAUAAACUUCAAACUGGGGCACUUUGAUGAAAUGAUGAGGCGUUAUCAGCAGCUACUGACCUACAUUAAAUCAGCUGUGACAAGGAAUUACUCAGAGAAGUCUAUUAAUUCCAUCCUGGAUUACAUAUCGACUUCAAAACAGAUGGAGUUGCUGCAGAAUUUUUACGAAACAACAUUGGAUGCUUUAAAGGAAGCAAAGAAUGAAAGAUUGUGGUUUAAAACAAAUACGAAGCUGGGUAAACUGUAUUAUGACAGAGAAGAUUAUAACAAAUUACAGAAAAUAUUAAAACAGCUCCAUCAAUCUUGUCAGACAGAUGAAGGUGAAGAUGAUCUAAAGAAAGGGACACAACUCUUGGAAAUUUAUGCCUUGGAAAUCCAGAUGUACACAGCCCAGAAAAACAAUAAAAAAUUAAAAGCAUUAUAUGAACAGUCCUUACAUAUUAAGUCAGCAAUUCCACAUCCUUUAAUUAUGGGAGUAAUAAGAGAAUGUGGUGGCAAGAUGCAUUUAAGAGAAGGAGAAUAUGAGAAAGCACACACAGACUUUUUUGAAGCUUUUAAAAACUAUGAUGAAUCUGGGAGUCCAAGGAGAACAACUUGUUUGAAAUACCUGGUUCUGGCCAACAUGCUGAUGAAAUCAGGCAUCAAUCCAUUUGAUUCCCAGGAAACUAAGCCAUACAAAAAUGACCCAGAGAUCCUUGCAAUGACUAAUUUGGUGAGCUCCUAUCAGAAUAAUGACAUAAAUGAAUUUGAGAAGAUACUUAAAACUAACAGAAGAAAUAUUAUGGAAGAUCCAUUCAUCAGAGAACACAUUGAAGAUUUACUUCGAAACAUCAGAACACAAGUGUUAAUAAAACUAAUUAACCCAUACACAAGAAUACAGAUUCCUUUUAUAUCAAAAGAAUUGAAUAUAGAGCCUGCAGAAGUGGAAAAUUUACUGGUUUCCUGUAUACUGGAUAAUGCCAUUCAUGGAAGAAUUGAUCAAGUUAACCAGGUUUUAGAAUUACGACGAGAAUCAACAUGUGCCAGAUACAAUGCUUUAGAUAAAUGGACACAACAAUUAUCCAGUCUCCAUGUGGCUGUUAUCAACAAAACAGCUUAACUAGAAAAACUGGAUAGCGAAAAACAUACUUGACAGUGUUGCACUGUGAAAUUCAUUCUUGAAUGUUUAAGUGAAAUAAUAAAAAACUCUUUAAGUUGGAUCUGUAUUUAUCCAUGAAAAAAGAUGAGUGAAACCCAGACUUUGAUAAAGAUAAGCAGGAAUAUAAGUAAACAAAGAACAAAAAUAUCAUGAAAUAAUAUUAGAAGUUGAAGAAUGGGGGAGAAUUUACCACCAGGCCCAGUGAAAAUAUAAACUUAUGUGCAUGUCCUGCUUCUAUUUAUAUAAUCUUCUUGUCUUUUUCUAUAAAAAGAUAAUUGUGUUUUACAAGUGCUAUAUAUUGAAUUUAACACUGAAUACAAAUAAAAGAAAGUAACAUUUAUUUCACUGUGUGUCUACACUUUUAAUAUGUUUUUGUAUGAUCAUUCAUAUAUUUAUUUAAUUAUGAGAUUGUAAUAAUGCAGUAAAUUUACAAAUUCUG